Haplochromis burtoni (Burton's mouthbrooder) is the source of this 8454-nucleotide messenger RNA. It is a transcript of the gene kdm3b, whose product is annotated as lysine (K)-specific demethylase 3B. Bases 3147 to 8213 code for a protein of 1688 amino acids. Gene Ontology annotation, biological process: regulation of transcription by RNA polymerase II. Gene Ontology annotation, cellular component: chromatin; histone deacetylase complex. Lineage: Eukaryota; Metazoa; Chordata; Actinopteri; Cichliformes; Cichlidae. The record is from RefSeq and is a predicted model, not a curated record. Gene Ontology annotation, molecular function: histone H3K9 demethylase activity; transcription coregulator activity; chromatin DNA binding. The transcript has 24 exons.
GGGUGCAGGUGUAUGACGAGGGGGUGAAAGCUGUGCUGGUAGAAGACUCCAUUGUUUGGGCCCGUCGUAGCGACGUUACCGACACAAGCGGAGCCUCGGCACCAGCCUGGCCUGCUCUGGUGAGUGCUCAGCUGGAAACAAGCAAAACCAUUAACCACCCAAAUAGUCUGGGCUCCAUCUGUGAAUGAGGAAUAGAGUGAGCUGUACUUAGAUCAGAUUUAUGUUUGGAAUGUAAAGUGAAUGGAAGUUGGAUAACUCUUUCGGUCAUUGAAAUUCAUUUGAAAAUAAAGUGUGCACCUGAUCCCACACUGGUGUCUCCCGACUCAUCGAGAGGAGACAAAGAAAAAUUAAAGCGCCAUUUACAUGUUGCUCACCUUCCACAUCCACACUGGGAGUUAUUUUAGUCAUUGUUGUACGCUCUGCAGUGCACAUUUGCAUAUAAGUAUAAUAAUGUCCAAUCUGAAGGUUACCAUCACCUCGUACGCGUUUUGAACAGCUAACACUUGCAGCUGGAUAUUGGCAAUGAUAGCUUAAUUUCAACAACAAAAUGAGUCAAUUACUAUGGAGUUUGAUUCAGUGCUUGAUGUUUUACUUGCAUAAGAUCAAAGCAUCCAUGUUUAAUGUAAAUGCAUAAAGCACGUUAUAAUUGUAUUAUUUGUUUCUAUAUUUCUUUGUGUAAUCAGUGUGAGAGUGCUGUUUUCUUAUUUAUAUGAAAAUGACUCUACAUCAACAUUUUGGGACCAAUGUAUGACAAAGAAUUAACAAAAAAUGAUCUGCACGGUUUGAGUGCAAUUGCAAAACAUUGUCUACAUGCACAUUUUAAAAAAAAACAAGAAAAAUGCUUGCAUGUGUUCACGCAUGGAUUCUUAGUACAUACGUAUACAACUGGCUUAAUGAUCACCUUGAGGGCAGACAGGAAAGUCAGCACAUCAUUAACUGCUUAUGUUACUUAUCUUCCAGAUAGUAAACAGAAGUCAACCGAGGCCAGGUCAAUGUGCAGUCUGUUUUACCCUUUCAUAGACGUUUUGGUUUUGAAUUGGCCAGAUUACUUUACUUACUCGCCACUUCAUUAGUUACACCUUCUGUAGUGCCUCCAGAACUGUCCCUAAUAUUUCAUGGCAUAGAUUCAACAAAGUAAUGGUGUCAUUCCUGAAAUAUUCUGGUUCCUAUUGGUAGUUGCUACAGAUGUGUUGGUUACACAUUAGAGCUGCAUUAAAUCAUUCUUCAAUAAUCUUAAAAAAUGGUUGAUGCAUUUUUUUUGGUUCAAUGCUUUGGGUUAAUCCAACAACUUGGUAGCGCUCAGUUCUCACCAUGUAAAUGCAAAUGUGUCACCCACAUUUGUGAUUUAAAAUAUUUAAAAAUUUUUUACUGCAGGCCAGUAAAAAUAUACAUGGGCCUGUAAAACUCUAGGCUGCUGACAUGGACACUGAAUUAUUGACAUCAACUAUUACCAUUAAUUAUUACAUCUACACCGUUAGAACGUCUGUUUUCUGCAGUAGAAAAUAUUGCAUUUAAAAGCCCAGUUUCAGUUUUAAAAAUGUGGACAUGCUUGCUUUUCUUCAUUGCAGUCAUCAUUUACAGACACACGAGCACACACACAGAAAACACAUACGCCUGGACACCCACCAGAUCUACUACGUCCAGGUGAUGCAGUACAGUCAGAACUCUUUUUGCCUCCUAUUAAUGGAAGAAUACAUUGAAAGAAAGAGUAAAGGCUGUUUUAUUCUGUGCCUCAGCUUAGGUCGUGUAUAUACCUUUUUUCUUUUUUAAAUUACUGUUACUUUGGAUUUAAGAAAUAUUUUUCUUUAAAAUAUGAUUUUAAUAUGAUAUUUAAAUACAACGAGAGGUUUGAAUUGUUUUGGCAGACGUUGUAUUCAGUUAAACUAUUAAAACAUUGGUUUCCAUUUUAGAAAUUGCAAUUAGUAGUGCAGUUUGAAAGAUCAGUUUCCUCUCUUUUGAAUAUUUAUCAUUGCUCAUUAAUAUGACAAAGUAAUAUUCAGUUAAUCAGAUAAUUGAUCGAACACUCGAUAACUAAAAUAAUUGAUAGCUGCAGAACUAAUGCAUACAUCUAAUGCAUCCGUGAUGUAAAUCUCCUGUUUCACCACAUCCCAAAGGUGCUCUAUCGGAUUGAGAUUUGGUGUCUGUCGAGGCCAUUUCAAUACAGUGAACUCAUUGUCAUGUUCAGGAAACCAGUUAGACGUGACUUGAGAUUUUUUGACAUGGUGUGUUAUCCUGCUUGAAGCAGCCAUCAGAAGAUGGUCACACCGUGGGCAUAAAAGGAUACAGCUGGUCAGCAACAGUACUCAGGCAGGCUGUGGCAUUUAAACGAUACUCUGUUGCUAUAAGAUGAUUAGAGUAUGCCUAGAAAAUAUCCCCACACCAUUAAACCCAACCCAAUAGCCUGCAAGGCAGAAAUGAUCAAUGUCUUCAUGCUGUUUAUGCCAAGUUCUGACCCUGCCGAUUGAUUUUCCAGCAGAAAUUGAGACUCAUCAGACCAGGCAACAUAUUUCCAAUCCUUUGGUGAGCCUAUGUGAAUCGUAGACUCUGUUUCCUGUUCUUAGCUGACAGAAAUAAGACCCAAGAGCCUUCUGAUGUUGCCCAUCUGCAUCAAGGUUCAAUGUGUUCUGCAUUCAGAGAUGCUCUUCUGCAUAUCUUGGUUCAUCAAGUGGGUGUUCAAGUUACUGUUGCCGUUCUAUCAAGCAGUCUACAACAGCAUGGCGUUUUUACCCAAAGAACUACUGCUCACUGGCAACUUUCUUUUUCAGACCAUUCUCCGUAAGUGCUAGAGAUGGUCCUGUGGGUAAAUCCCAGUAGAUCAGCACUGUCUGAAAUACCCAGCCCAGCCUGUCUGACACCAACAACCAAUAACCAUGCCUUAUUCAGUCAGUUGAAUGACCAUUUUUCCUCCAUUCUGAUGCUCAGUUUGAACUUAAGGAGGUUGUAUUAACCAUGUCUGCACACCUAAAUGCACAGAGGUGCUGAUUAUACCAAAUAUAGUGGCAAGUAACUGGUGGUGGACUAUUAGACUGAUCUACAAAAUUGUAUAACAUACAAAAAAAUGCAUAAAUACAUAAUUUUGUUACUCCUUUUGGUUGUUGAACUGAAUAAACCUAAUGUAAGUUCUCGCCCUGUAUUUAUCUCAUUACAUGCUCUCGCCUUUUCCACAGACUUUCCGCUCUCUGGUGGACAGAGUUGGUUUAGGAUCCUUGGUUCCUGUAGAGUACUUUGGAAACAAGAAUUUUGAGUUCCUGCCCGACAACAAAACUGUCCAAAGGUUUGAGGUUGAUAAAGAUGUUAGACACCCUCUGCUGUUGGAGCAGCCAUCUCUGCAGGCUGCCAUCUCCAGCUGGCGUACUGACUUUGAACUGCAGGAGAUAUUCAGGAAGGGUUCAUACACUAUUCAAGGACGCAAAGUUCGUGUGUACCAGCCGGAGUUUGAAGAGUGCUGGGCCACUGGACUGGUCUCACAGCACGACCCUAUCUCUCACAUUAUGGAGAUUACCUUGGAUAAGGGAGAAGAAAAUCAGAUGGUUGAUCCUCGUGUGAUACACGUCAUGCUGACAGAGGAGGAGCUUGGCAAGAAUGGGCGGCGAAGGAAGGACAGCGAAACAAUGAAAGGAGACAGCGGACGCAGACGCAGGACUGCCUCAGAAGGUGAGGAUGACUUGAACUUGAAACGGUUUAAAGGAGCAGCAGAUACCGGAGCGGACGCACAAAACUGCGGCGACACCAGCAAAACUGCAGUGGACGCGAUGGGGAUUUGGGCUGGAGACUCUGGUGAAAGAGUCAGCAGCACAACCAAAAAUGGAAGCUCUUCAGAUGGAACCUUUCCUCAGGGCCGAGGUUCGCCCCCAACAAUUAAUUCCUCGCUCCAGAUGGACCAGUCAAACGCUAGUUCUCCUCGCUAUCCCGGCCACAUCAAAGAAAACGGUCGCGCAGUCGCCACGCAGGGAGCAGCAGACUCGACCACCACCAUUACACCCACUCCUCCUCCCCUCAAACCAGCCCCUUCCCCCUUUUCCACUGCGUCUUUUCCCUCACUAGGCCAGAUGCCAGUCUUGGUUCCUGGAGCACCAGCCCCCAAGGCCUCCUCAUCCCCCCAGCUCGAACGAGAGGAGGGCAACCAGGCAGCUUAUUCCAAAACAGCUGCUCUUGUUUCCCCAGGACCUGUCACCAUUUCUUGGUCACAAGACAGCAUUCCCAGUGUUUCGCUUUCAGCUUCUGUGGGUUUUAGCUCUAAAACUUCUAACUGGGGAAGCCAGACGGAGGGAUCUAAAACGGCAUCAGGCUUUCGUUUGUCCCAAGCUGGACCUACUGCUCCUGUAUUUGGAGAUGUUACCUCGCAGACCAACGGAGCUCCUACCACUACCACAGCCUCUCAGGAUGCUCCCAAGCCUUUUGGCUUCAGUUUUGGUGGAGCAAAGACUGAGGCUCAGCCUAAGCCAGACCAGAACCUGUUUUUCCAGUGCAUGUCGCAGAAGUCUGUCACCAGCCUAAAUCUAACUGCUGAUCAGACCCAAUCCAAGGACACCAAUUACUUUACUGCAGUGUCUGAGAGCCUGAGUAAAGAGCCUCCAAGCCUUUUCAAGCCAGCAGCCCCCACUGAAGGGCUGAAAAAGCCUGAGCAGCCUAAAGUGCCUGAGGUCCAGCAAACGGGAAAUGGUGUGUUCAACAAAUCAUCAUCACCCUUCCAGGGCAUGGGGGGCUCUCCAGGAGGACGGAGCUCUGGCUUAAAUGUGGGUGGUCCAGCAGUGUCCUCUGGAGCCCAAAGUGCUUCUAAAAAGAACAGUAAUAAUGGAAGUUCAGUAGUUGGCUUAGGGCUGCAGUCUGGUUUUAAUUCUGCAGAGAGUCACCAGAACCUUUUUCUACAGAACUCCAAGGAGUCUGCUAAUCCAUUUUUGGCAUACGGGGAAAAAUCCUCCCUCACAGCUUUCGUUGGCCUAACUGGGUCCGAGCCACAGUCCAUGGGUCCUGCGCUGGACAGCAAGCCGAACCUGUUCACUAUGGCAGAGCCACCUAAGGGGAUUCUGUCUUCUCCUUUCCCAGCAUCGUCAGCAGCUGCUUCAACCAGCACUUCCCCCUCUCCGGCACCAGCCUCAUCUCAGACGUUACAAAGUGAAGGGACUGAGACAAAGGAGGUGCAAGAUGUUAGCGAGAUUUCAUCAUCCACCUCAGACUGCCCGAUGUUUGGAAACGCUGCCCCUGGCGGAAUGGAGGAGGUGCCCGUGCCCUUCGACCAGAGCCAGUCUCAGAAGUUUAGCUUGGAAGACAGAGGCCAGUCGUCUAAACAUGACUCCGAGUCCAGCAGCAACAGUGACCUCUCAGAUCUGAGUGAUAAUGAAGAGGGCCUGGAGAAAGGUCAAAUCCCAGGAGGACCUUCUGUUUCUGCCAAGGAUGGAGCCAUCAUGCAGAAAAAUAAGGUCCAGGGGGCCGCUAAGAGCCGUCCACGUAACAAGCCUUUCAAAGUGGGUCAGUCUGUACUUAAAGAUCAGAGCAAGGUGCGUCGUCUAAAGCAGUCUGGUGAGUCCUUUCUUCAAGAUGGCUCCUGCAUCAAUGUGGCCCCUCACUUGCACAAGUGCCGCGAAUGCCGCCUGGAGCGUUAUCGGAAAUAUCGGAAUACGGGCGAAGAGAGCGACGACGAUGAUGAUCCGAAUGUAGCCUGUCGUUUUUUCCACUUCAGAAGGCUGGCUUUCACUCGUAAAGGUGUGCUGCGUGUGGAAGGUUUCUUAAGUCCCCAGCAGAGUGAUUCUAUGGCCAUGGGACUGUGGCUACCUGUGCCCGCUGUCCAUGAGGGCCUCGACCUCGACACAUCCAAGUACAUCCUGGCCAAUGUGGGAGAUCAGUUUUGUCAGUUGGUGAUGUCUGAGAAGGAGGCCAUGAUGAUGGUGGAGCCUCACCAGAAAGUGGCCUGGAAACGUGCCGUGCGAGGCGUCAGAGAAAUGUGCGAUGUGUGUGAGACCACCCUGUUCAACAUCCACUGGGUCUGUCGUAAAUGUGGGUUUGGAGUGUGUCUGGACUGCUACCGGCUUCGCAGGAACAGGCCAAGGGAGGAUGUAGACGAAACUCCGGAGGAUGAAGUUUUCUCUUGGUUGAAGUGUGCCAAAGGCCAACCUCACGAGCCACAAAACCUCAUGCCUACACAAAUUAUACCUGGAACAGCUCUUUACAAUAUAGGAGACAUGGUGCACUCAGCAAGAGGCAAGUGGGGUAUUAAAGCCAACUGUCCCUGUGCCAAUCGACACACUAAGCCUCUAGUGCGCCCUACUGCCCCAAAUGGGAUUUCACAGCAGUCCACACCGGGCAGUGGGGGUGUCCUUGCAGGUGCAACCUCUGGUACUGGCAUCACUCCAAAAUCAGAGGGAGAAACAUCAGCAAUCAAAACAGAAACCACACAGACACCAGUAUCGUCAGACAGUGGGGGUGGAGAAAGUGUGGGCAGUACCAGUACCUCCACCAGUGGUACGUCCUCCCCCUGUAACCUCACACAGUCCUCUGUCAAGGAGUCGCGCUCAUCAGGAGAAGGCAACAGCUCUGCUCUGCACUGGCUGGCAGACUUGGCCACACAGAAAGCCAAGGAUGACACAAAGGAAUCCGGUUCGCUUCGCUCCAUAAUGAGUCGAGACAGUCGACCUCCCUUCGGCCUGGACUCCCUCAGUGCUCUGUCAAAGCCUUCUGCUUCUAGCCCUAAGCUAUUUAACAGCCUUUUACUGGGCUCCAGCAUGGCCCAGUCUAAACCUGAGGGAUCCAGUCUCCGGGACCUGCUCAACUCCGGACCAGGAAAACUGCCCCAAGGCCCUGGAGAGAGUGGGGUACCAUUCCCCUCUGUUUUUACCUCAGCAGGCAGCGACAAGCUGAAGAGCAGCCUUCCAAACUUCCUGGAUCACAUCAUCGCCUCAGUUGUGGAGACCAAGAAGGCCGAGGGCCGUCGCACCGGGGCCUCUGAAGGCGGAGAACUCGGAGCGUUAGGGUCUCGCAAAGACGGCGUAAUGGGCCUUAGCGUUUUGGAGCCACAUACCUCACACUCCUGGCUCUGCGAUGGCCGACUCCUUUGCCUACAGGAUCCCAGCAACAGCAACAACUGGAAGAUCUUCAGAGAGUGCUGGAAGCAGGGACAGCCUGUGUUGGUGUCAGGGAUACAUAAACGUCUGAAGACUGAGUUGUGGCGGCCUGAUGCUUUCAGCGAGGAGUUUGGAGACCAGGACGUAGACCUGGUCAAUUGUAGAAAUUGUGCUAUUAUCUCUGAUGUAAAGGUGCGAGAGUUCUGGGAUGGCUUUGAGGUUAUUUCCAAGCGACUGCAAGAUGCCGAUGGCCUGCCCAUGGUGUUAAAAUUAAAGGACUGGCCUCCAGGUGAAGACUUCAGGGACAUGAUGCCCACACGGUUUGAUGAUUUAAUGGACAACCUCCCUUUGCCCGAGUACACAAAAAGAGACGGUCGUCUAAAUCUCGCUUCGCGCCUCCCUAACUUUUUUGUGCGUCCUGACCUUGGACCAAAGAUGUACAACGCUUAUGGCUUAAUAUCGACUGAAGACCGGAAGGUGGGAACCACUAACCUCCACCUGGAUGUGUCUGAUGCGGUCAACGUCAUGGUCUAUGUUGGCAUCCCUCACGGAGAAGACAACCAGGAGGAAGAGGCAGAAAUCUCUGGACGCAAAGAGGUCUUGACCACCAUUGAGGAAGGCGAUGUGGAUGAAAUGACGAAGAGGAGGGUGCACGAGGGAAAGGAGAAGCCUGGAGCUCUCUGGCACAUCUAUGCUGCCAAGGACGCAGAGAAAAUCAGGGAGCUGCUUCGCAAGGUGGGAGAAGAACAAGGUCAAGAGAACCCGCCAGAUCACGACCCGAUUCAUGACCAGAGCUGGUACCUGGACCAGGUGCUCCGCCGCAGGCUCUACGAAGAAUAUGGCGUCCAGGGUUGGGCCAUUGUACAGUUCUUAGGAGAUGCUGUAUUUAUCCCUGCUGGAGCUCCCCACCAGGUGCACAACCUGUACAGCUGUAUCAAGGUGGCGGAGGACUUUGUGUCUCCCGAGCAUGUGAGGCACUGUUUCAGGCUGACCCAGGAGUUCAGACACCUGUCCACUACUCACACAAACCAUGAAGAUAAACUCCAGGUGAAGAACAUCAUCUAUCACGCAGUGAAGGACGCCAUUGGGACGCUGAAGGCCCACGAAUCCAAACUAACGCGCCCUUACUCGUCUCCUCAAACCGCUGGCCUCUGAAGACCACUCCACUACAUGCACACAGCGCAUACAUUUCAUACCUACAUAAACAAGUACCAGCUGCACAGCGCAGAGUACAGAGAUAGUGUAGGUUGUUUUGGGGGCAGUGAAGGUUUGUGUGGGAAGACUGUACAUUUGAUUAGAUGGGGAGGGAUGAAUCAGCGCUUCGAUGAAGGAAGUCCUUUAUCGCUGUUACACAGUACGCUCAAACUUGUCUAGUUGUUUUCCUUUUUUUUUUUUU